Molecule: messenger RNA, 2825 nt
Organism: Asparagus officinalis (garden asparagus)
Lineage: Eukaryota; Viridiplantae; Streptophyta; Magnoliopsida; Asparagales; Asparagaceae
Product: CSC1-like protein RXW8
Exons: 11
Coding region: 305-2455 (716 amino acids)
Cellular component (GO): plasma membrane
Molecular function (GO): calcium-activated cation channel activity
Source: RefSeq, a predicted model, not a curated record
CUGCAAUGAGGCUCACAACUCCUACUUCCACAAUACGUGGUCCCUUCCCAAUGCUACUGCCUUCAUCCAGCCAGUCACAGGAAGCCACGUGUCGGAUGCAUUGCUUAACUUCGAGCAUCUACUUUUCCCUUUUCCCUCUCUCACGCCUCCUUUUCAUUUUAUUCUCCAUCCCUAUUUUUUUAUUUUUUUGUUAAUUCUAUUCUCUUUGAUCCCCUCUCCGAUAACUGCAUUUGGAGUUAUGCAGGUGGUGAUUGAGGAACAAGAGAGUUUGGACAUGCAUUGUUCUACCCGUUGGGAGUAAGAGAUGAAUAUCUUUGCUCUUUUAACGUCUGCGGGCAUAAACAUAGGCAUCUGUGCUCUGCUGUUGUCACUGUAUUCUGUCUUGAGAAAGCAGCCGGGCAAUGUUAGUGUGUACUUUGGCAGAAGACUCGCUGAACAACAAAAUAGGUCUUUAGAUUCAUUCAGUUUGGAGAGAUUUGUGCCCUCGCCUGGUUGGAUAGUCAAGGCUUGGAAAACUUCGGAUGAGGAAAUACUGGCUUCUGCUGGUUUGGAUGCUGUGGCCUUUGUCAGGAUGCUUGUUUUCAGUAUUCGUAUCUUCUCCAUUGCUGCUGUUGUUUGUUUGUUUGGAGUACUCCCACUGAAUUAUUACGGACAGUACAGGCAUCAUGUGAAAAUUCCAUCAGAGUCCUUGGAUGUUUUUACUAUUGCGAAUGUCGAGCAAGGAUCUCGAUGGCUUUGGGUUCAUUGCCUGGCAUUGUAUAUCAUAUCUUGUUCAGCUUAUGUUCUUCUUUACUUUGAAUACAGGAGAAUUGCUCAAAUGAGAUUAAUUCAUAUUACUCAAUCUUCUCCAAAUCCUAGCCAUUUUACAGUUCUAGUGAGAUCUAUCCCAUGGCCAGAAGAAGGAUCGCUCAGUGAUGUUGUACAUAAUUUCUUCACAAAAUAUCAUGCAUCUAGUUAUUUAUCCCAUCAAAUGAUAUAUCGAGUUGGAAAGGUACAGAAACUCAUGAAUGACGCAGAAAAGGUGUAUAAGAAAGUAUGCUUGAAGGCUAACAUGAUGGACCAAAAACAUUGUCCUCUUAAAUAUAGAUCUGGUCUUUGUGUAGAAGCAGCCAAUACAUCCCAGUUAUCUCAUGACGAAUUUGAUCUCAGUGCAAAGAACAAGGACCUUGGCCUAUCGGAUUCAACUACCAAGCUACAGGAAUGUGCUGCUGCUUUUGUCUUUUUCAAGACUCGUUAUGCUGCAGUUAUCGCAUCAGAAGUUCUUCAGUCAUCAAACCCCAUGUCGUGGGUCACUGAUUUGGCUCCCGAACCGCAUGAUGUUCAUUGGUCAAAUCUUUGGAUACCAUAUAGACAACUUUGGUUUCGCCGUAUAGCUACUCGUCUUGCUAGCAUUGUUUUUAUGUUUUUGUUUAUAGUUCCUGUCACAUUUGUUCAAGGGCUUUCUCAGCUGGAUCAGUUGCAACAAGCAUUCCCUUUUCUUAAGGGUAUACUGAAAAAGAAAUUUAUGAACCAGAUAGUGACUGGCUACCUCCCUAGUGUAAUUUUUGUGCUAUUUCUUUAUACUGUCCCUCCAACUAUGAUGCUGUUUUCUACUUUGGAAGGAUCGUUCUCUCGCGGUGGCAGGAAAAGAAGCACAUGUUACAAGGUCUUGUAUUUUACUAUAUGGAAUGUGUUCUUUGCCAAUGUCUUAUCUGGAUCUAUUAUCAGCCAGCUAAAUACCAUAUCGAGUCCGAAGGAAAUACCUACACAGCUUGCCAAAGCUGUCCCAAGGCAGGCUACUUUCUUCAUCACUUAUGUUUUGACCUCAGGAUGGGCAAGUUUAUCCUCGGAAGCAAUUCGGCUCUUUUCUCUCAUAUGGAACUUCACAAAGAAAUACAUAUUUGGAAGAAAGAAUGAUCCUACCUCUGUCCCGUCAUUUCCUUAUCACACUGAAGUUCCAAGAGUUCUCCUGUUCGGACUACUUGGUUUCACUUGUGCAAUACUGGCACCUUUAAUAUUGCCUUUUUUGCUGGUGUACUUCUUGCUUGGUUACGUUGUGUAUCGCAACCAGAUUCUUAAUGUCUAUGUCUCAAAAUAUGAGACCGGGGGAAGAAUGUGGCCUAUUGCUCACAACACUACAAUCUUCUCUUUGCUGUUGGCACAGAUAAUAGCUCUGGGUGUUUUUGGGGUAAAGAAAUCACCGGUUGCAUCUGGUUUUGUUAUCCCACUUCUGAUAUUUACCCUCCUCUUCAGUGAGUACUGCAGACAGCGGUUUCGUCCUAUUUUUGAGAAAUUUUCUGCUCAGGAUCUCAUUGAGAUGGACAAAGAAGAUGAGACAUGUGGGAGGAUGGAUGAGAUUCACCAGCAAUUGCAGUCAGCCUACCGUCAAUUCUCCCCAGACAGUGACUCCAGUGAAUCAGCUGAAGAUGAUGGUUCAAUUGCCAGGGAUGUUGAUGUUAAAGAUUGUUCUAAUUAGGAUUUGGAAAAUGAGCUGUACCAUCCUGCUCUCAGUUCUGUCCCUCCCCACGAGUUUAUAACAAGUCGUCAAGUCCGUGGAAUUACUUGCACGUGUCCAUAGUAAAACCUCAUCAGUAUAAAAUGAAAGGUUUUUUUUUUUUUUUUUUAGAAUAUAUUUAUUGAUUUAUGUACAUCUAUCGUCAUUUUUCCUAUUCAUAAAUAUGGUCGAGUUCCUUGUACACAUAUAUCAAUCAGCAUUUACCUAGGCGGUUAGUUUGCGAGUAAGGUGGCUAUAGUAGAUGAUUUUUGGAGACGUGAAAUGACUGAUUAUAUACCGGAAUAUACAAUUUUAUUGCCUAGAGCAAAUAUGUAUGGUUCAGUAAAUUCAA